UCAAUUGGGCUGGAGGUUCUGUAAGACCCGCCCUAUGUGCUCGACAGUUUGUAUGUGCGUUUAUAUAUAUAACAGUGCAGGUCUGGCAUACCAACUCUGGUGUCCACACUUUGACGAGACAGAGGGAGGAAGGAAGGACACACAGUGUGACACGCGAAGCCAUCUCCCAUCAUCCUCGGUUGAUAUUUGCCUUUCGGAUCUACAGUCGCACAAUAGAAAAUACGCAUUUACCAAGAUGCCCAAGCCACUGACAGACCAGGAUAAGAGGAAGCAGAUAUCGGUGCGGGGGCUUGCAGGAGUGGAAAAUGUUUCAGACCUUAAGACCAAUUUUAAUCGCCAUCUCCACUUUACUCUGGUAAAGGACCGAAAUGUGGCGACCAAACGGGACUACUACUUCGCCUUGGCCAACACUGUCCGCGACCAUCUGGUGGGCAGAUGGAUCAGGACGCAGCAGCACUACUAUGAGAAAGACCCCAAACGUGUGUAUUACCUGUCCCUUGAGUUCUACAUGGGGCGCACCCUGCAGAAUACAAUGGUGAACCUGGCUCUGGAGAACGCAUGCGACGAGGCUACCUAUCAGUUGGGCCUGGACAUGGAGGAGCUGCAGGACAUUGAGGAAGAUGCCGGCCUGGGAAAUGGUGGCCUUGGACGGCUCGCCGCCUGCUUCCUAGAUUCCAUGGCGUCUCUGGGACUGGCAGCUUACGGCUACGGCAUCCGCUAUGAGUUCGGCAUCUUCAACCAGAAAAUUGUGAAUGGCUGGCAGGUAGAGGAGGCUGACGAUUGGCUGCGCUACGGCAACCCCUGGGAGAAGGCCCGCCCUGAGUACAUGCGACCCGUCCACUUCUACGGCAGAGUGGAGCACACCCCCGAGGGUGUGAAAUGGGUCGACACACAGGUAGUGUUGGCCCUUCCUUAUGACACCCCAGUCCCUGGCUACAGGAACAACGUUGUGAACACCAUGAGACUGUGGUCUGCCAAGGCCCCCUGUGAUUUCAACCUGAAAGACUUCAAUGUGGGUGGCUAUAUUCAAGCUGUGCUGGACAGAAACUUGGCUGAGAACAUCUCCCGUGUUCUGUACCCCAAUGACAACUUCUUCGAGGGGAAGGAGCUUCGUCUGAAGCAGGAGUACUUUGUGGUGGCGGCCACUCUGCAGGACAUCGUCCGUCGCUUCAAGUCCUCCAAGUUCGGCUCCACUGAGGUUGUGCGCGUUGACCUGUCCACCCUACCUGACAAGGUGGCCAUCCAGCUGAACGACACCCACCCUGCCAUGGCCAUCCCUGAGCUGAUGAGGAUCUUGUUGGACACGGAGCACCAGAAAUGGGAGAAGGCCUGGGACAUCUGCACACGUACCUGUGCCUACACCAACCACACCGUCCUGCCUGAGGCUCUGGAGCGCUGGCCCACAGACCUGCUCCAGAACCUUCUGCCCAGACACCUGGAGAUCAUCUACGAGAUCAACCGACGUCACCUGGAGCGCAUCGCUAAGCUCUACCCCGGGGACCAAGAUCGUCUGCGCCGCAUGUCCCUGGUGGAGGAGGGCGACCAGAAGAAGAUCAACAUGGCCCACCUGUGCAUCGUGGGCUCCCACGCCGUCAACGGAGUGGCCCGCAUCCACUCGGACAUCCUCAAAGCAACCCUGUUCAAGGACUUCUACGAGGUGGACCCCCACAAGUUCCAGAACAAGACCAACGGGAUCACGCCCCGACGCUGGCUGGUCAUGUGCAACCCUGGGCUGGCUGAAGUCAUUGCAGAGAGGAUCGGUGAGGAUUACAUCCGCGAUCUGGACCAACUGAAGAAGUUGCUGGCGUUUGUGGAUGACGACUCUUUGAUUCAUGACAUCGCCAAGGUCAAACAGGAGAACAAGCUUAAGUUUUCUGCCUAUCUCGAGGAGCACUACAAGGUGAAGAUCAACCCCAACUCCAUGUUCGACGUUCAAGUCAAGAGGAUCCACGAGUACAAGAGGCAGCUGCUCAACUGCCUGCACAUCAUCACUCUCUACAACCGCAUCAAGAAGGAGCCCAACAAGAAUUGGACCCCCAGGACUAUCAUGAUUGGAGGAAAGGCUGCCCCUGGGUACCACACGGCAAAGCUGAUCAUUAGGCUGAUCACUGCCAUCGGAGAGAUUGUCAACCACGACACUGUGGUGGGAGACCGCCUCAAAGUCAUCUUCCUGGAGAACUACAAGGUCACUCUAGCAGAGAAAAUCAUCCCUGCGUCCGACCUGUCUGAGCAGAUCUCCACAGCUGGCACUGAGGCGUCUGGCACUGGCAACAUGAAGUUCAUGCUGAACGGAGCGCUCACCAUUGGCACCAUGGACGGAGCCAACGUAGAGAUGGCCGAGGAGGCCGGAGAAGAGAACCUCUUCAUCUUCGGCAUGAGGGUGGACGACGUGGAUGCCAUGGACAAGAGUGGAUAUGAUGCCAUGGACUACUACAACCGCAUUCCUGAGCUGAAGCAGGCCAUGGACCAGAUCGCUGGUGGAUUCUUUAGCCCCGACCAGCACGACCUCUUCAAGGACAUUGUCAACAUGCUGCUGCACCAUGACAGAUUCAAGGUGUUCGCUGACUACGAAGCUUACAUCAAAUGCCAAGAGAAAGUCAGUGCUCUCUACAAGAACCCUAAAGAAUGGACCAAGAUGGUGAUCCACAACAUUGCUGGUUGUGGUAAAUUCUCUAGCGACCGCACUAUCUCCCAGUACGCCCGGGAGAUCUGGGGCAUGGAGCCCAGCCUGGAAAGGAUCCCUGCCCCAGACGAUCCUCGCCAAUAAACCCCAGGCCUAAAACCAACCUCUGGUUUUUCCACAGCCCCGGCUUCUGGUUUUGCCUCUGGCUGUUCCACAAAAACCAUUUUAACUUGAGAAAUGGUUUAGAAACCUGAAAGCUCCCUGUAACUAGUACAUUUUCAUUGUGUCAUUUCAGUGUGGUCAGUAUUAGUUGAUGAUUGACUAUACAUGUAGCAAUCCCUGUCCGGCUACGUGUUGGCCAAUAACCUGAUACCACUUUCAACCUCGACAUUCAGCAUUCAUUUUCUCAAUGGGCUAAUACAAAAUCAGCAUUCACCUUCUCAAUGGGCUAAUACAAAAUCAACAUUCAUCUUCUCAAUGGGCGAAUUCAAAAUCAGCAUUCACCUUCUCAAUGGGCUAAUACAAAAUCAGCAUUCACCUUCUCAAUGGGCUAAUACAAAUCAGCAUUCACCUUCUCAAUGGGCUAAUACAAAUCAGCAUUCACCUUCUCAAUGGGCUAAUACAAAAUCAGCAUUCACCUUCUCAAUGGGCUAAUACAAAAUCAGCAUUCAUCUUAUCAAUGAGCUAAUACAAAAUCAGCAUUCAUCUUCUCAAUGGGCGAAUUCAAAAUCAGCAUUCACCUUCUCAAUGGGCUAAUACAAAUCAGCAUUCAUCUUCUCAAUGGGCGAAUUCAAAAUCAGCAUUCAUUUUCUCAAUGGGCGAAUUCAAAAUCAGCAUUCACCUUCUCAAUGGGCUACAAAUCAGCAUUCACCUUCUCAAUGGGCUAAUACAAAAUCAGCAUUCACCUUCUCAAUGGGCUAAUACAAAAUCAGCAUUCACCGUCUCAAUGGGUUAAUUCAAAAUCAGCAUUCACCUUCUCACAUGUACCAGCAAUGCAUAGUCAACUGGCUUGUGCAACAUGAAUAACAUGAAUAACACUGUUCACCAUCAUUUAAGCUAACAUGGUUAGAGAAUAGACCCUUUAACAGUCAGUGGGGCCAACAAGUAGCUGGAAACCUCACCACUGUCUAAUGGUACCAAAACCAUGUCUUCCAAGAAUGAGACAUGGUGGGACAUAGAGCCUUAUCAAAAUAAGCACGUUCUUCUCACAUAGACACUGUGAUUCUACACUACUGGUUCGGCCUGCCAAGGACCACCUCUUUACUCAUAUCUGCACCAAAUAACCACUCAAGUUGAAGGGACUUGGUUAACAUGCGUGAUCCUUGAUGUUAUAAAACUGUUUGCUCAAUGUAUGUCUGUAUGUCGAAUGUAGUAAUUUGUGCAUGUUAUUAAUGCUUGUGUUUUGGGUAGCCCACACACAAUCCUUAUUGCUGAAAUACUUUCUGCUAUAAGCUGCGUUUUGUUUAGAAUGAUCCCAUCAGUAGAUCCUCAAAACGUUGUUCCAGUGUUGGAAAAUGAUCCUUCAUAUAGUCCAACAAACUAAGCCUUCUCUCCUCCACCUUCUCUGCCUAAUACCUCUCUGAGUGACUAUAAUGCUGCCUUAAUAACUAAGCUGUGUCUGUAGUUGUUCAGCCUAAAGUGACCCCUCACUGUUAAGCUGCAAGUCUUUUUUGCUGUUCAGAUAAAUAACAAUUUCUGGUACAAUAGUAUUUCUCACUGUUUGGAAGUCUUGACUUAGUGUUAACUACUGAAUCACUAGUAAUUGAGUGUGUCGGGUUGAUAAAGAUUGCACAUGUCCAGUAGUUUUCUUCCAUUAGAGAGACUCUAAGCACUUAAAGCUUCAAACUCUGCAUUAUCUUGUCAAUGUGAAACAACAGUCAAUAAAGGAGACAAAGUUACAA
Oncorhynchus mykiss (rainbow trout) is the source of this 4524-nucleotide messenger RNA. Its product is annotated as glycogen phosphorylase, muscle form. Gene Ontology annotation, biological process: glycogen catabolic process. Lineage: Eukaryota; Metazoa; Chordata; Actinopteri; Salmoniformes; Salmonidae. The record is from RefSeq and is a predicted model, not a curated record. Gene Ontology annotation, molecular function: pyridoxal phosphate binding; glycogen phosphorylase activity. Gene Ontology annotation, cellular component: cytoplasm.